GCGCACGCGCCGUAGGCAGGGGCAGGUGACGGGGCAGCGGUAGGAGCGCGGCGCGAUGGUGUACAUAUCUAACGGACAAGUUUUGGAUAACCGGAGCCGGGCUCCUUGGAGCUUCUCAUCCAUAACAGAUUUCUUCUGGUCGAUAGCAGACUUUGUAGUUAUGUUCUUCCAGAGCAUUAUUCAACCAGAUUUGAGGAGAAGAGGCUAUACAUCCUCCUCCUACUUAGGACAAAGCGAUGGAAGAGGGCCUCCAGGAAAUCCUCGCCGAAGAAUGGGAAGAAUAAAUCACUGGGGUGGAGGCCCUAGUCCACCACCAAUGGCUGGAGGUGGAUGAGGAAGGUAA
This is a messenger RNA of Centrocercus urophasianus (Greater sage-grouse), 343 nucleotides long. RefSeq names its product selenoprotein K (gene SELENOK). Gene Ontology annotation, cellular component: Golgi apparatus; endoplasmic reticulum membrane. The record is from RefSeq and is a predicted model, not a curated record. The transcript has 4 exons. Gene Ontology annotation, biological process: endoplasmic reticulum calcium ion homeostasis; calcium ion transport. Lineage: Eukaryota; Metazoa; Chordata; Aves; Galliformes; Phasianidae.